AUGGCGAGUGAAAGCCAACGAGAAGAAAAUUCCAAUAGGCAGAAUGAUGGUGGUGUUCCAAGAGUUGAUUUUAAUUUGAUGAUUAAUGAUGAACCUGCUAAGAAACCACAUCGUAGAAUUCCUAAUCGUUCUUUUACGCAGCCUGGAUAUGAAAAUGGUAAAGCACCUCUUGAUAGUGUUUUUGAAUCUAUUUCGGAAGGUACUGCCUUGUUAAGCGGUGAACCAUCUCAAAACUACAGUCAUUUUAAUACUCAUUCCUCUAUAUCUGAGGAUAAUAAUCUCAGUGGUGCUUAUGAUGAAGAUGAAGAUAGACAUGCAAUCGUUCGUGAGGGUGGUGGUAUUCGUGUUUGGUAUGACGAUUAUACAACAAUUGAUUGGAUUCAUGAUUAUGUCAAAGAACGCGUUCGUAUUCGUAAAAUUCACUCGGUUAAAGGUGUUCGUG
Molecule: messenger RNA, 442 nt
Organism: Racocetra fulgida
Lineage: Eukaryota; Fungi; Glomeromycota; Glomeromycetes; Diversisporales; Gigasporaceae
Source: the annotation of a GenBank genome assembly